This is a messenger RNA of Prorocentrum cordatum, 3869 nucleotides long. NCBI's taxonomy places the organism in Eukaryota, Dinophyceae, Prorocentrales, Prorocentraceae. The record is from the annotation of a GenBank genome assembly.
GUUCUGCUGUCCAAUCCCAAGCCGUACAUCCGACACUUUGCUGGCGAGACGCUCGCCUUCAUCGUACGGCGCCUCCGCGGGGCCCGCAUCGAGGCGGCGCUCUCCAGUCUGUUCGCCCUCUUGGGCGAGAAGGACCAGGCGCCCAAAGAUCUGGCGGCGAUCGCUGAUAGUCUCAGCGUCAUUCUCUUCGAGGCCGCAAAGGGGAUACAGCGGGGAUUUCACACGCAGCUGCCGCACAUCCUCCGGCCUCUGUUCCGCGUCCACGUGCGGGGGCAGGAGGCUAGCAGUUUCUCGGCUGCUGCAAGAGCGUCCCAGCUGUGGACCAUCAAGGCCAUGUUGUUACGCAUGCGUAACCAUGCUGGAUCAGUUGAUGGUGCUGCGGACGUCCUGGAUCUGAUGUUCAAGUGCUUUCGCGACGCGGUCCGUCGGUACGCGUCCGCCCAGCAGCGCGGAGCUGAUGGGGCCGUCGUGGCGAGGACCUCGCCUGUGCCGGCAUCAGAGAAGCAGCAGCCAGACGUUACGAUGGCCCAGUGCGUCGGCGAUGGCGCCGCUGCGGCAGUGGCGGAGCUGGCAGACUGGACCGCAGAGGACGAUGAGCAGGAGGUGCUCUUCUACGUCGAUCUCAUCGUCAGUUGGGUGCACGCAAAGCCAGCGCCCAAGCUCGGAGAAGACGAGGGCUGGGUGGCCUUCGCCGAGGCUGCGGUGUUCGGCUUCCAGGGACUUCUGUCCGCGGCCAGCAAGCGGCGUGAGCACAAGCGCCUGGUGCAGAAGUGCUCCGACGGCACAAGCUUUCCUCCGACGGCGCUGCCGUUGCCGCAGGCCGUGGUACGUGCGACCAUGUUACUGUGGCGUGCAUUACCGUCAGUGUUUGCCGGGGGCCUCUGUGAUUCCCUCUUUGUCAGGACGUUGGCUGGGGAAGGUCACAUCACCCAGACCAGUUGUGUCAGUGAUGAUCACUUGAACUUGCUCGCUGAAGUGGUGCUCCCCGAUCUGAUUCCGAAGAUCUGCGGGUCGCCCCUCUUUCCCCGUUUGGUUGACAUUGGAGCCGCUGCGGUGACGUCCAGCUAUCCAGAGGUUCACGUGCACGCGGCCGCGGCCGCCCUGUGCUCGUCCCUGCUCCGGGGCGCGGGCCGGGAGUGCCUGGCGCUGCCCGCGGCAGGACUUGGCAGCCCUGGCUCUCGGGGCGCUUUCCUCGGCCGCCUGCUCACGCUGCUGGAGGACGCCCUGAGCGUGCCUGCGGGCGACGCCAGCGCAGAGCAGCGGCAGCUCUCCCACGCCGCCGCGGCGGCCGGCUGCGCGCUGUCGUUCUGCCAGGCCGGCGCCGCCUCGCCGGCGCACGCCGGCCUCGGAGCCUGUGGGCACCUCGGGCCUGCCGACGUGGCCCGGAGCUUCGCCCUGCUGGUGCCGAAGGCUACCUGCCAGAGCGCGGCCUCCUCCAGGCACGCCGCGCUUGUGCGGUCCAGGCUGAUCGGCUGCGCCAUCUCGGGCCUGGCUGCCUGCGGCGCGGGGCAGUCGCCGCCUCUGCCGCCGGGCGCCUGGCCCGCAGAGGGUGGCGGGGCUUCUGCAGCCACGGGCCCUGCGGACUGGACCCCUUGGCUGCUCAGCUUGGCGCUGGAGCCUCCCCUCCAGCCGAUGGUGCUCUACACAGCCAGUGAGGCGAUCUCCGAGAUCUCGAGCGUGGCUCCUCCCCAGGCCGCCGUGAUGGCACGCGCCAUGCUGCCCUGCUGCGCUGGGGCGGCCUCGCCAGAUCGCCGGGUUCGACAGGGUGUCGUCAGGCUUGCGCUGGUGUUCCCGCGGCCGCUGCUGUCCCGGCGCAUUCGUUCGCCAGGUAGAUCGGCGGGCACGGAGGAGGUGGAGCAGGACGAGGAGGAGGUUCCACAUGCCGAGGAGAACGACGGCGACGACACGACGAGAAAGCUCUUGCGCCUCUGCAGGGACCUCGAGGACAUGGACAUCUCUAUGUUUAGCGAGCGGUCCCGUGCAGAUGUGACCCGCAAGGUUGCCAGGGCAAUGCUCCGCCUGCCCGCGAGCAGCUGGGCGAGCAACUUCGCAGCGCAGAUUCUGGUCAGCCAGCUCUUCGUGAAGCUCUCGACGGCCUGGGGCCCCGCGCAGGAGGCGCUGCUGCUCCUGGCCUCCGAGUCGGCCGACACGGGCGGGCUCGCUGCCGCUCGGAAGGAGUCGUCGGCGCCCGCGGCGAAGAGGCGGAGGAAGAAGCGCAAGCGCGAGGCGGGCGCGGCCUCCGCGGCGGGCGGCGCAGCUGCGCCUGGGGGCGGGGACGCCGCUGCCGGCGCGGCGCCGGGGGGCGGCGGCGCCGCCAGCGGCGCCCCGUCGGCGGGCCAGGCCGCCGCGGGCGGCACGGCCCAGGGCGGCGCGGCCGCCGCGGCCGCGGGCGCGGGGCUCCCGGGAGAGCGGCCGCCGCCCCCGCCGGAGGGCGGCUCCCAGUCGUUGGAGCCUGCCGCUGGUCCGCCGCCCGGGAAGCGCCGAAGGAGGAGCGGCGGGGCGGCGGCCGCAGGCGUGGGCCCGGGCGUGGGCCUCAUUGAUGCCGAGGAGCCGGCAGACUUCGUGCAGGUGUCCUUGGACCCCUGGCUGCAGUCGAGGCCAUGCACCGCCGCCGUCGACUGGGACAAUCAGGUUGCCGCGUGGUGGUGGACGGAGGUGAUCUGGGCGGCUGCUACAAAGCUUAUCCUGGCUCACGAAGUGCCUGACGAAGAACGCGCAGGACUAGAGGAGGAUGCUGAAGGUGACAAAGGCCAGAAAAAACACCACAGCUCGGCGCAGGUGCAGAAGCCCAAGCGGAAGCAGAAUGGCUUCGCCCUCGGAGUGGAGGGCCCUCUGGACGCGGCGGAGUCCAUCCUGUGGCGAGGCGGCGCGCGGGGCUGGCAGAAGGUGCUGGACCACGUCUGGGACGAGCUUGCCGAGUGGGAGGCCCCGUCGACCAGCGGCCUGACCCUGCACAGGCUGGCGUGGCAGCUCGCCACGAAGUUGCUGGAGCAGAACUUCUGGACCGCCAAGCCGGGCACGCUGGCCCCCUGGCAGGAGACCCUGGGCAGGCAGCACACGGAGUGGCUGCUGGCCAAGCUGGCGGAGCACCUGCGCGAGCGGUACGGCCUCGGCAGGGCGGGGCGGACGGGCAGCAAGGCGAGCCUGCUGCACGCGCUGCAGGGCGUUGCCUCGAUCCCGUCCAUCGAGGGGUGCGCUCCGCCGCUGGUGCAGCAGUGCGUGCACGGCUGCCUCCACUGGCUGCUGCUGGAGCAGGACGCGGAGCUGCAGCAGCUCGCCGUCAAGGUCCUCGCGCGCUGCCGGCGGACGUUCCCGCACAUGGCCGCCUGCGAGGCGAGCCUCCUCCGCCUCUGCGCGGACAGCACCUUCCACCACGAGCUGCUGUCGCUGUCGGUGACGCGGUCGGGGGAGGAGGCCGACGCGGCGGCGGCGGACGCUGGAACCCAGGGGGAGAGUGGUGGCGCUGGCGCCAAACUCUACCAGCACCGCGUGGCCCUGCUCCCGGUGGUGAUACGCAUCCUCUUCGCGAAGGCCACCAAGCACAGCCAGGCGCUGGAGAAGCGUUCCUCGAAGAAGAGCCGCCGCGCCACCGUCUUCUCGUACCUCGCCGCCCUUACCGAGGAGGCGGGCGUGCCAGACCUGCUGCUGGUCCUGCUGGAGCAGCUGCUGAUCGUGGUGACGGGCUCCCCGCUCUCAGACCUCCCCGGCGCCUUGCCGGACGAGCAGGUGCCCGUGCUGGUCACCUCCACGGUGCGGCGGGCGGGGCUCCUCCGGCGCCUCUUCGCGGAGGGCGCGGGCGCCCAGAGGCCCACGUGGUGGAACACCACCGGGAGCUCCAUCGGCGAGCGCCUGCCCGCGCUGUCGAAGGC